Molecule: messenger RNA, 1520 nt
Organism: Bolinopsis microptera
Lineage: Eukaryota; Metazoa; Ctenophora; Tentaculata; Lobata; Bolinopsidae
Exons: 3
Coding region: 24-1196 (390 amino acids)
Source: RefSeq, a predicted model, not a curated record
CAGCACCAGUAGUUACGCUAACUAUGCGCUACUAUUGCUGCACCCAGAACUCUGCUCUGAUAGUAGGUGUCCUCCUCAGCACUUCCUCUUUUAUUACGGAGUCCUUCCACUUUAUGCCAGCCAUUCACAUCUUCCUAGCAAUCUGCAUGGGAGUUGCCCGAGCCCUGGUGGAUACGUCAGUACUUCACAUCAUAGCCGGCAAGAACCCAGCCCUCCCGGGAACCACAGGUUUUAGCAUUUGGUCCGCCACAUUGGGGUUCAGUUACGCAGUGGCUGGAAUGAUCAUGUUCUUUAUCUCAGAUUCAGAUAGUAUCUCACAGGCCACGGACAGUGUAAACAAUGCUAACAGUACCGCCCUAACUGGUGAUCCAAAUUUAGCGUUUAGUUUCGCGGAGAUGGUCACACCAAUGGUUAUCUACAUAAUCGGGGGAGGGUUCUUAGUGGGUGCUUCCGUAAAAGGCAAAUGCGACUUGAAACAGCAGCUGAUUGAAAAUGAUCCCCGCAAAGGGUCGGUCAGACUGAACAGACGGGCUUAUUGUGCUGUAGCUGUAAUGAUACUAUUCUACGGGUUUAUAGGCAGCAACCUGUUCCAGUUGUUUGCAGUUUGCUCGGAUAGUAUUGGUUUCCAGGCUCAGUCUCUCACUUGUUUCGGAGUAGCCUUCACUCUGAUGAGUCUAUAUGUGACAUACCGAGGGAAAUCCGAGCUGGAUACCUCUGCAAUACUUUCCACUCUCCUGGUUAUUGGGUUUAUCUUAACAGGGAUCCUCUUCCCUGUGGACUGUAUUGCUGGGGAGGAUUUCUACAUGAUGGGGAGUUCCAUGAUGCUCAUCCCCAUGGCAGGGAUGUUCCUAGGAGGGGGGUGUGGUCUCCUCACUUGCGAGGUCCUGUCUCUUGUCUCCAUGGGGUGGCCCACUAUCUUCAAAUACGCAGCUCUGGUGUCUUCACAGGGACUGUGGGCGGCUGCCUCCCCCUUUGUCCCUAUAGACGGCUGGCCGCGUAACUUCCUUGUUAUAAUGUCAGUCCUUGCUGUAGUGUAUUACUUCACCGCCUUUUACAUUCACGCUGUUCUUAAGAGGUUCAAGAAGGUGAAGGAUAGGGAGAGGUUGACGUACGGAGCAGUGGACCAAAAACCUAAAGAAAUUGAAAACAUACCAAUACCAUCAUCUUCAGCUACAUCUGAUGUGGUCCCUGUUUGAAUCGUGCUUCUUCGCUCUAAAAGCAACAAAUGAACACUAUCACAACAUCUCUAUUACUAUUAGUGGUAAUAUCUUUGUCAGGGGAAUAUAAAAUGGGAGAUGAGAUCUGAAUAGUCUAUAUCAAUAAGUUCACGAUUGUAGUGGAUUCCUGGUCAUAUACAAAUGAGACAAAUAAAGCUUCUAGAAGGUUCCAGAAGUGUGGGGACCACCAAACCUGUCGCCUCGGGAAGGACAUUUGCACCAUCGUAGGCGCAUGUGUGAGCUGAAAUACGUAUUUUCUUCCCUGGUCAACUUACCAAUAUUACUUUAUAAAUUUGAGCAUUU